GUUCUGUCUUCCUGUUCCAAACCACGUGGACGCGACGGGGACUCAGGGGCCAAGGGAGGCAGGCGGGCGCCGCUGUCGUGGGGUCGUGGUCCCCGGGCUGUCCGAAGCCGCUGCUCCCGGGCCUCCGCGGAGGGCGCGCACAUGGCCACCCAGGCGCACUCCCUCAGCUACGCGGGCUGCAACUUCUUGCGCCAGCGGCUGGUCUUGUCCACCCUGAGCGGGCGUCCGGUCAAAAUCCGCAGGAUUCGGGCCAGGGACGACAACCCGGGCCUCCGAGAUUUUGAAGCUAGCUUCAUAAGGCUACUGGACAAAAUAACGAAUGGUUCUCGAAUUGAAAUAAACCAAACAGGAACGACCUUAUAUUAUCAGCCUGGCCUGCUGUAUGGUGGGUCUGUGGAACACGACUGUAGUGUCCUUCGUGGCAUUGGGUAUUACCUGGAGGCUCUUCUUUGCCUGGCUCCGUUUAUGAAGCAACCAUUAAAAAUAGUUCUGCGAGGAGUGACCAAUGACCAAGUUGACCCGUCGGUUGAUGUUCUUAAGGCAACAGCACUCCCUCUGUUGAAACAGUUUGGGAUUGAUGGAGAAUCAUUUGAGCUAAAGAUUUUGCGACGGGGAAUGCCUCCUGGAGGAGGCGGCGAAGUGCUUUUCUCCUGCCCUGUAAGGAAGGUCCUGAAGCCUGUCCAGCUCACAGACCCUGGAAAAAUCAAGCGGAUCAGGGGCAUGGCGUACUCAGUACGUGUAUCACCUCAGAUGGCAAACCGGAUUGUGGAUUCUGCAAGGAGCAUACUCAACAAGUUCAUACCUGACAUCUAUAUUUACACAGACCAUAUGAAAGGCGUCAACUCUGGGAAGUCUCCAGGCUUUGGGCUGUCGCUAGUUGCAGAGACCACCAAUGGCACCUACCUGAGUGCUGAAUUGGCCUCCAACCCCCAGGGUCAGGGAGCAGCAGUGCUCCCAGAGGACCUCGGCAGGAACUGUGCCAGACUGCUGCUGGAAGAAAUUUACAGGGGUGGAUGUGUGGACUCAACCAACCAAAGUCUAGCUCUGCUGCUCAUGACCCUUGGACAGCAGGAUGUUUCCAAAGUCCUGCUGGGACCACUCUCCCCAUACACGAUAGAAUUUUUGCGACAUUUGAAGAGCUUUUUCCAGAUUAUGUUUAAAAUAGAAACCAAGCCAUGUGUUGAAGAACUCAAGGGUGGAGAUAAAGUACUGAUGACCUGCGUUGGCAUUGGCUUCUCCAACCUCAGCAAGACCCUCAAGUGAUGUUAUCACAAGAUGAGAUUGUCUAUAAUGAAGUAGAAGCUGUCAAGGACCAAAGGGACCAAGUCCACAUGUGUUCACCCAGGAUAGGAUCACUCCUUAAUAUUAAGAACUUUCUUAAUUUUCCACUAAAAAUAUCAAUAUGCAAAUAAAAGAUGUCUCCACCAUGUGGCUCCAGCUGUUUCUCCAGUGGUAGUAACAUUCCUCAAAGGUCCAGGCAUGUGUUCCCUGGCUCACCUAGAGAAAAAGCCCUCAGGACUUGGUUGAGCUACUGAAACAGUAUCCCAGCAGCACUUUCUGCAUCCUCAGACUGGUCUCAGAGAUGAAUGUGACAGUGUCUAUGGAAGCCCUUUAUGCAUCAUGUUGUGUGGAUGUCAGAGGCUAAGGAUCUUAGACUGUUCCUUAUCUUAUGAAUGGGUUGUUGUCAUGGACACAUACUGCUGUUCAUCUCGUUAAUUGUAUUUGAGGAACUGGUGGUUGGGGUGAGGAGGGCAGUUUAGAUACUUUCUGUAUUCUAGGUAUGUCAUAAAUUUUCUUUGAUAAAAAUUCUUAUAAUA
Messenger RNA from Nannospalax galili (Upper Galilee mountains blind mole rat), 1817 nucleotides. RefSeq names its product RNA terminal phosphate cyclase like 1 (gene Rcl1). The transcript has 9 exons. Lineage: Eukaryota; Metazoa; Chordata; Mammalia; Rodentia; Spalacidae. The coding region runs from base 142 to 1263 and encodes 373 amino acids. Gene Ontology annotation, cellular component: nucleolus. Gene Ontology annotation, biological process: endonucleolytic cleavage of tricistronic rRNA transcript (SSU-rRNA, 5.8S rRNA, LSU-rRNA); ribosome biogenesis. Gene Ontology annotation, molecular function: RNA endonuclease activity. The record is from RefSeq and is a predicted model, not a curated record.